AUGAAUCAAAAAGGCGGUUCUCAAACGCUUGCUCAAGGAACAGCUUCUGAAGAAACAACCUAUUCUCAGUAUAUGAAGCCAUACGGCCCUUACUCAGAUGAGAGCGAUAUUCAAUCUGAUAGUCAGCAAGCUACUGAAUCUUGGAAGCAUGAGAAUGACGCUUCAACCAAUACCAAAUAUGAUACUAUCAAGCACAAGUCCAAGACAAACUUAUCUUCUCAAACUAAGGACACUGUGCUGAACUCACCUUUCUAUGAUGAGACAUCAGAUUAUGUAACAGACGAUGUUAAAUCAAGCACAUUCCAUGCCUCAGAUGAAGUACAUUCCCCUACGCCUGGUGCGGCCGCUUUACAGAAGCAGAUUGACCCAUACAAUGAAUAUCUUACAAGUGAGCUUUCUGAUGUAGUUAAACUACCAGUAAAGCACUCUCAGCAAAAGAUGCCCUUGACAGAGAAAAAUGAAUACUCUAAGUAUCAUGAAAAGUCGAAGAUGCAUCAAGAUAUCGUAAAAACAAAGGAUGCUCAAUCUCUUUACUCCUAUAAGCUCAGAAGGCAGCCAACCCUUUUUUCAAUCGUUAGCCCUGAUGAGCAAAGCCAACCUGAUCAGUUCUUUUCUGAUGGUGAUUAUAUCCCUGAAGUUGUACAAGAAGAGCCCAUACAUACUGAGGAUGCGGCUAAUAGCAGCACUAUUAAUGAUGAUACCUUUGAAAGCGUCCAAAAUGAACCUGUUGAUACCAAAAACACUGCUGCUACUGCUACUGUUGAAGAGGAUACCCCAAGAGAUCUUCAAGAAGAACCUAUGAGGAUAGAUAACGCCUCUAGCACAACAGCUUCUAACAAAGCCUGUUCAAGUCAGCUUAGUGACCGCGUUACCCAAGAUACAUACCAAGAAGCACAGACCACCAAUAAAAAUACAUCAACUGCACAAACAAAUGACGAUCAGAGCACAGAAAAUAUAGCAAAUCCAUCCACUACCACCAACAUUGUAAAUAACCAGCAUGAAUCUAUUACAGAUGAAAAUGUAAAUAAUGAACUGAAUAAGCUCUUGCAAGACAAAUACAGCCCACUUGCAGAAGCAGACAUGAAGAAACUCAUCCCUCAAGUAUUAAAAAAACUGCCCGCGAAAAAGCGCAAUGAGCUUUGUUCAUAUCUACCCUUGCCUGAUGUUAACUCUGGAAAGAUAACACAGGACUUUAUAAAGCAUGGCAAUACUAUUUUCUGGGAAUCAGCUACACUCUGGCAGCAGUUCCUUUCUGCUGGAUCCUUCAAUCCAUCCAGAAAAAGAAAGGAGAGAGAAGAAAAUACCGAAAGCCCUUUUAAAGAUGAUCAAUAUGAAGAAUACUGGGGCGCCAAAAUUGAAAAGGCUCGCAAGAAGAAAACAAGGACUUCCAGCAGAAACAAAUAA
Messenger RNA from Rhizopus microsporus ATCC 52813, 1404 nucleotides. RefSeq lists its product as uncharacterized. Bases 1 to 1404 code for a protein of 467 amino acids. The record is from RefSeq and is a predicted model, not a curated record. Lineage: Eukaryota; Fungi; Mucoromycota; Mucoromycetes; Mucorales; Rhizopodaceae. The transcript is spliced from 2 exons.